CAUGCACGAUUUCUCCAACGGCCCAAACGCCAGCGCCAUCGUGGUCGCCCACGGCACCGGCCCGCUUCUUGGAGGCUCCAAGGACAGGCGCUUUGGCGACGUGGUGGUCAUGGACGACACCCUCACCGAAGGCCCUAACACGACGUCCAGGGCCCUCGGACGCGCCCAGGGGUUCUACAUCGCGUCGUCCUCCAUCAGCAGCGACCCCACGCUGCACGUCUCCAUGGACCUGGUAGUCACCAGCGGGCCCUGCAGCGGGAGCACGCUUGCCGUCACGGGCCGCGACAACGUCUUGGCUCCGGUGAGGGAGCUCCCGGUGGUCGGCGGCAUGGGGAGAUUCAGGAUGGCAACGGGGUACGUGCUGAUGAAGACGGUGAACUGGCAUGGGAACGACGUUCUCCUGGAGCUCGAUGUCUACGUGCAUGCGUGAACAUUAUCGACCGGCGGAUGCAAUGUGGACGCGUCCCAUACUAACCAAGAUAAUUGGCGUGUUUGAUAAUGUAAUAUUUUUUUCUCAUCUUUUUCUCGUGUGAACGAAUUUCGGAUGCGAAUUGAAAUAAAAGAAAAUGAUGAUGCUUCA
This is a messenger RNA of Triticum dicoccoides, 580 nucleotides long. Its product is annotated as dirigent protein 1-like. Bases 2 to 430 code for a protein of 142 amino acids. The transcript has a single exon. Lineage: Eukaryota; Viridiplantae; Streptophyta; Magnoliopsida; Poales; Poaceae. The record is from RefSeq and is a predicted model, not a curated record.